Messenger RNA from Dibothriocephalus latus, 468 nucleotides. The record is from the annotation of a GenBank genome assembly. NCBI's taxonomy places the organism in Eukaryota, Metazoa, Platyhelminthes, Cestoda, Diphyllobothriidea, Diphyllobothriidae.
AUGGAUGAAACCUUCGUCGUCAUCAAACGGGAUCAGGUGCCUACGUUCAAGGAACGUCGCAACAGCGUCUUCCCGGACAUCCAACUAACCAUGGAGGAGGAAGAGAACAAAGAGCUGGCUUUUCUAGAUGUCCUCGUCUGUCACAAAGAUAGUGGUGGCCUAAAGACCAAAGUUUUCAGGAAAGCGACAAACAUGAUGCAAGUACUGAAUUAUAACAGCAACCACCCAAUUUGCACGAACACAGUUGCCCCUCUGAACCUGCAUGCCGCCCACGAAGUGUUAUGCUGUUAUAUGGGCAAAGGACAGAACAAAACCAAACCGAACAUAAGAAUUGCAAGCGAAGAGGACCCCAGGAGGAACCGACCGGGAGAGGAGGCGCCAUGGGGACAAGGUGCCACACUAAUUGCUGUUCGUGACCCCGAGCGGCCCCCGACUCCACUGACAGCUAUUUGGCGUACACCACUAUAA